Pseudogymnoascus verrucosus is the source of this 1922-nucleotide messenger RNA. RefSeq lists its product as uncharacterized. The transcript has 2 exons. NCBI's taxonomy places the organism in Eukaryota, Fungi, Ascomycota, Leotiomycetes, Thelebolales, Thelebolaceae. The record is from RefSeq and is a predicted model, not a curated record. The coding region runs from base 401 to 1396 and encodes 331 amino acids.
CAACAGUUGAGAAUAUCCGCUAUACCCGUAUUGGUCACUAGCGCAUAUGCCAACUCUCUGUGGCUGUGUGAACUAGACUCAAUUAGGUAUAGCGUCAUGCACCAAGAUUUGAUCGCGGCAGGAAUGACACAUUACCCCCGACCGAACCUUGCUUUACUUCGCCUCCGACGGCUUCCAUCGUAUCCCGUACUAAAAGGGUGCCUGUGCCGGAAAACCCGACUCAUCUGAAAGUAAAACAAACAACUACACACAACGAAAACUGUCAUACACAUAGAUAUACAGUACAUCCCCUACAAAAAGUCGCGCUACCCUACUGCGCCAAGAAAGGAGAUCAUCUUAUUGCGCAUAAGAAGACUGUUGUUUUAGUCGUACGGUUCUUAUUUUAUUCAGCGACGUCAAGAUGAAGUUCUCCGCAGCACUCAUAUUAUCGAUCGCGCUUUCGUCGACGGCAAAUGCGCUGGUUCUGCGCGCGGAGCUGGUGGUCAGGGAUAGCGAGGCGACAGUCCAGCAAUUAGAGGUCCGUGAGGCCGAGGGCACCUUCGAUGCGCCCGAGGAGCUGUGGAAGCGCAAGGGAGGCGGCGGCGGCGGUGGUCGUGGUGGUGGAAGCAGUGGAGGCAGCAGUGGAGGCAGCAGUGGAGGCAGCAGUGGAGGGAGCAGCGGAGGCAGCAGCGGAGGAACAAGUGGAGGAAGAACUGGGGGUACCGGAACCAGCAGCGGCGGAACAAGCAGUGGAGGAACCAGUAGUGCAGGACGAGGAGGCUUAGGCUCAUCUUCGUCUUCAGCAGGCGGACAAACCAGGACUGGAUCAGGACCAAGUCCAGCCUACGGUGGUGGCGGAUUCUACGGCGGCGGCGCUGCGGUGCCAUAUAGAACUGGAGCGGCGACGAGGAGUGGCAUUUCCCCUGUCCUCCUUGGUGUUGGUGUCGGUCUUGGAGCCGGAGUACUCCUCUAUGGUCUCGCUGGCUCGUGGCACCACCCCGUCUACUCGUACCCAUACAAGAACUCCUGGACCUUCUACAACAUCACCGUCGACGCCAACCAGACGAAGCCGGUCCAGUGCCUUUGCGAAGAGUACUCUGAGUGCGGCUGCGACGACAACAACGACGCCCAGUACCAGAAGGAUAUCCUGGGCAACGGCAGCUAUGCAGCCCUCAACAAGAGUGUGGUCUCCGUCGCCGAUGUCUCGGGAAAGAGCACCAUUAUCCUGAAUGGCACCCUUCCCAACGGCACAACCGCUGCUGGAGGCACUGAGGAGGCUGAUGGCUCUACCGAUUCCUCUUCUGGCAGCAGCACUACUGUCACCGACGGUGCAUUCAGUCUCACGCACGGCAUGAUGCAGUCCGGCGUCUAUUGGAUCAUGGCGGCUGCGGUCGGCUCCGCAGUCUUCCUGGCUUAAAUACCCUUGGGUCUAUAUCUUGACCUGUUAAUAUGAGUUGGGAACAUUCUACCCUUGUAUUCUAAGCGACGACUUAUGCGAUUAUCCGUUUGGCUAGGCGGUUUGGACAGACUUGCGGCAACCUUAUAUGCAUCGAAGGCCCUCGAUUAGGGGGCUUUUUAUCAGAAUAGCGGGCUGCUGUGCUUUUUAUGGCGUUUAUGGGACUCGACUAUGGUCGCUGUAAAUAUUGGAAUAGGUAUCAAUAACUACCUAUGCGGAUGCUAUUAGACCGAAUCAAUCAUGAUUGUUGCGCUCGUUCUUAUAAUCUAGAAUAUAUAUUCACAUAUUUAUCACUCUCUUCAAUCUUCACCACAAUUUUAGAGUAGAUGCUUCAACAGUACCUCAUAAUUUCAGCUCUGUCAUAAACGGCCGAACUAGUCAUGUGACGACCAGGCCCUGCCUUGUGGCGACUAACUCGUGGGGUUGAGGGUCCGUGCAUUCGCGGACCACCGAAAGCUCUAGAAGUACAUGGGCUGCAUGGUGAUAA